Messenger RNA from Macrosiphum euphorbiae (potato aphid), 1089 nucleotides. Lineage: Eukaryota; Metazoa; Arthropoda; Insecta; Hemiptera; Aphididae. The record is from the annotation of a GenBank genome assembly.
AUGACUCGCAGGCUGGCAUUGAAUGUAUGGCGCCGAUGGCGAGCCAAAGAGAGCCGCCGUCGAAAUAAAUUACAUGGAAAACUGCCGGACACUUCUAUCGAAACACUCAGACACCCGAAACAAUGGCAGCUCGACUACCAGCUAGAAGAUACUGGAUCGUUGGGCCUUUACCAGGAAUAUUCGGAGAUGGUCAUUCAGUACGGAUUUGUGGUCAUGUUCACAACGGCAUUUCCACUGGCUCCGUUGUGUGCUCUUUUAAAUAAUGUAUUAGAACAACGUUUAGACGCGUUCAAAAUGGUAGCAGCUCAGCGACGUCCAGUUCCUUCCUACUACUGUACUAACACAAAAUAUAUUAAUAACGUCACUCGAGGUCACGUAACAUGUUGCGAUAACUGUAACAAGUUGUGCACGUGGAUACGAGUGUUGAAGAUUAUGUCAUUAAUCUCAGUAUUGUAUAACGCAUUUAUGAUUGCAUUCACCAGUGACCUGUUACCCCGAUAUGUGUAUUCUCAAAUCUCGACAGGAACGUCGUCUUCGUUGGACGGCUACGUCGCUUGGUCUUUAUCCUCAAAGAGAAAUGUGACAGAAUACUACUACGGAAAAUUAGAAAACAUAGAUGGACCUGAAACAUGUUGGUACAGGGGAUACGGCGCUGAUGCUGGUUCAGAGCACAAUGACUACAGGAAAUGGCAAGUGUUGGCUGCUCGAUUGGCGUUUGUCGUGAUAUUUGAGCAUUGCGUAAUAGCAUCCAUCGCUGCCUUGGUGUAUUUCAUUCGGAGAAGGUUCCCCAAGUACAAAACCCACGCGGAGCCAAACGCCGACAAUCCGUCAGGUGACAGAUCUGUUGCAGGUACGAGGGUCGUCACUGGCUCCUGUGGCUCUUCGUCCUUAAUCUAUGCGGCGGAUGGCUUUUUGGCCAAUUCACACGACAAGAAUGAAGAAAAACGGUCUCGUGCGUUCGACGUAAAUCCAGUGGAUGUGCCGUCAACUUUGGUAGUAGUCGACAUGGAAAACGACGAUCAAGAAAAAUGGACGAAUCACGAAUACUCGAAAACGAGCCAGGAUUCACUACGUUUUGCAGCGACUUGA